Necator americanus (New World hookworm) is the source of this 1377-nucleotide messenger RNA. RefSeq lists its product as uncharacterized. Gene Ontology annotation, biological process: ubiquitin-dependent protein catabolic process; protein ubiquitination; mitotic cell cycle checkpoint signaling. The record is from RefSeq and is a predicted model, not a curated record. The coding region runs from base 1 to 1377 and encodes 458 amino acids. The transcript has 15 exons. Gene Ontology annotation, cellular component: nucleus. Gene Ontology annotation, molecular function: ubiquitin-protein transferase activity; metal ion binding. Lineage: Eukaryota; Metazoa; Nematoda; Chromadorea; Rhabditida; Ancylostomatidae.
AUGAUUGAAGAAGUGGAAGGUACUCAACCAAGAGACAACCAAACAUCCGCUCCUGCUCCUCGAAGACUGGAAGAUCUAGGAACUAGCGAAAACCCUAUUGUACUUGGAGUUUCACCGGUCGAGCAGAGAAACUCGAACGAACAUACACAUACGCGCGGCCGCGCUAACGGUACACUGAGACUGACGUCACGAAGGAAAUGCCCACUUGGGGCAUACGUGGAAAUUAUUGACGAAUUACGUCCUUCUCAUCAGCUGCAAUCGAACAAUAAUCGUGGAUCGACUACCACAAAUGCAGCAUCUAUACCACCUAUAAACUUAAGAGGUGAACCGGUCGAGAGUACAUCAAUAGAUGCACAAGUGCCUCUUCUCAGCUCUGAGAAUGAGAGCACUACUGGCAGCACCACGACAUCGAAUUCGAAUGUUGGGGCUGGUAAUACUCUUUGCGUCCCAGCCAGUUUCGAAAUAUUAAUGAGGUGCUCAAUUUGUAUGGAGAUCUUCCAUAACCCGGCAAACGUUAUCCCUUGCAACCACAAGUUUUGUUACUCCUGUCUUUUGUCUUGGAAGAGGACCAACCAGGCGGCUGUAUGUCCACAGUGUCGCGGUCCAAUCCACAGCAUGCAGAAGGAUCCUCAGUUCAAUGAGGUUGUCGAGUCUUUCUUGACUGCGAACCCAAGUAAGCGUCGAAGUGCCACCGAGUUAGAAGCCCUUGAUGCCGUAGAAACCGAAUGUUUGGCCUAUCAAGGUGGAGGAAUGCGUGGUCGACGUCGAGGAUCUACACCUCAACCCCGCAGUCGUGUCUCUAGAGACAGGACAAUCCGCUCCCCACUAGUUGUUCGACACGACAAAGAGGGCAUCAUGGAAUUAUGGAAUGGUUCGGCAUAUAGGAAAGUUAAUACACUAGAAGGGAUGAUGUCGAAUGUUGUCUGCGUAUUUUCUCAAAUUUGCUACGAAUUAUUUUCAACUUGUCCUUUGUCUGUAAGCGGUUCACUCCAAUCAUUGGAGUUCUACUCACUGCAACUCGUUGAAAAAGAAACCACUAAACAGUACCAGAAAAGAAGAAGAGAAAGGAAUCACAGCAUAUUGAAAUCAAAGCGAUCUAAGAAAACAAUUAGAGAAAUCCUAAGGAGGCUUCGUAAUCGGGUUCGAAAUCGUGAUGUAGUACGGUCGAGUCAAAGCGACAUGAAGCUCGGUGUAAAUGUGCGAGCCGCCCCGCCGGAGGCAGCGCGACGGAGCUGGCGGUUCGCGAUCGAGAUGGGACCAUCGCGAACUGCAGCGAUGAGUGGUGCUAUCAAAGGUCCCCUUCUCGAUCCUACGCUCUACCACACCGCACCGAGCGCAGCCCCUAACACAACUGCACCGAUAUUCAUGCAGUUUUGA